Molecule: messenger RNA, 1275 nt
Organism: Sphaeroforma arctica JP610
Lineage: Eukaryota; Ichthyosporea; Ichthyophonida
Exons: 8
Coding region: 1-1275 (424 amino acids)
Molecular function (GO): calcium ion binding
Source: RefSeq, a predicted model, not a curated record
AUGAAUAUCGUCAACAUGUACAACCAUUUGACAUUUAUGUAUAUUGCCGAACAGACACGGAUGAAUGUGCACUCGGCACGCACAACGUGUGGGAACAUAGACGGCAGUUACACCUGUACAUACAACAGUGGCUACGCAGGAAGUGGUACUACGUGUGAAGAUGUGAAUGAGUGUUUGGCCGGUGCAGACAACUACGAUAUGAACGCUAUUUGUACAAAUACUGUCGGCAGUUUUGAAUGUACUUGCGAUGAGUUCCACAUUGGCGACGGUGUCACCUGCAUAGAUAAGGAUGAGUGUGCACUCGACACGCACAACUGUCACUCCAAUGCAACGUGUACAAACACAGACGGGGGCUUUACGUGUGCGUGUAACAGUGGCUACACAGGAAUUGGGCAUACAUGCACAGAUAUAAACAAAUGCCUGGUCAAUACGCACAAUUGCGAUGAGAAUGCUCAGUGUACAAACACCGACGGGAGCUUUGAAUGUGCAUGCGAUGAAUUCUGGACAGGCGAUGGACUUAUCUACACAGAUAUUGACGAAUGCGACUCUGCCGCAAUCAUUGAAUGUGAAAACGAAGGCGAUACUGUUGUAUGUGUAAACCAUGUGGGCGCAGAUUACACCUGUGAGUGUAAUCCCACCGGCUACCGCGACCCAGAUAACUCCGACGGGUUCAAUUGCGUGGCGUAUGCUGGAGACCCUGCCAAGUGUGCUGACUACCAUUUGGCCGCAAACUGUCCCGACGGUACACUUAGAAAUUCGGGUAACCAAGGCAACUGCGACCCCGAACGGGGCUGCGCAGAGUCGUGCUGUACAGCGGAUCAAGGGUAUGUGCUAGCUGAUGAUGAUGAAGCAGUCAGCCUUAUCUCAGACAUUGAGUUCCGAUCUGGUUUACCCUGGUACUUUCACUGCCUGGGUGCCUACAGGCUCAUCGAGUGUGCCGUACGAAACUGUCAAGCUGACACCACUGCGUUCAACCUCUCGAAUGGACAGCUGGAGUCCGCUCUUGAUACAAGUGCACCGAAUGCAUUCUCAGCUGGUGAUGAGCUAGACAACUGCCCCACGACUGCAGACACCGAUGGACUGGGCACUGUAGGAGAGUGGAUGAUACGCACCUCCCUGGGCAGCAGUACCAAUCGAGCAUUCAUACUUAUCGUACUUCCAGACAACAACCCCACCAAUGAGCUGGCUGCGUAUAUAUACGACAUCAGGCAGAGACAGGGCAGUGGAGAAUUCAAUCCUUUCACCUCGCAAUGGUACAUCAGUUCCUACGAUUAG